Molecule: messenger RNA, 2762 nt
Organism: Gigantopelta aegis
Lineage: Eukaryota; Metazoa; Mollusca; Gastropoda; Neomphalida; Peltospiridae
Product: tropomyosin
Exons: 9
Coding region: 161-1333 (390 amino acids)
Biological process (GO): actin filament organization; muscle contraction
Cellular component (GO): actin filament
Molecular function (GO): actin filament binding
Source: RefSeq, a predicted model, not a curated record
UUGUGGCAGCCAACUUUUGUAUGUGGGAUCUGUUGAUACUCAGAUAAGUUGUCCACGUGCGGUGUAAACAUUCCUGGCACUCUGUGUGCCAUAGUUUGAGGAUCCGAAUGUGGAAAGGUUUUAAAACCAGGACAGUUUCAGCUAAACUGAAACUCGGGAAAUGGGAGACAAUUUACUUGCUGUGGAUGAACCGGAGUAUGCUGCGAGUACGGAACUUUCGCAGGACUCCAACGCUUCUAGCCACGAUCUGUCACAGGGAUCAUCGUGUGCAUAUGUGUUAGAGACUCUCCCGAGCAGCGGAACUAAAACGAAAAAGAAAAAAGGGACCAAAAAGAAAAAGAAAAAGGAGAAAUCUUCCAAGGAGAGAAAUGAAGACGGAGAAGACAGUUCGAAAACGAGAACUAGCCGGGCGUCUGCUAACCGCAGAAACAGCAGUAGCAGACGGCCCGAACCAGAGGGCGGGAACUCUCCCGUUAGUUUCAGUGUGGAAGAAUAUGAUCGGAUUAUUUAUAGUGACGCUCCAUUGUUUCCAGAUGUCGAAAUUACCGCGGAUGACUUAAUUUCUAAUGAGGGGAGGCGGUCCCGCACUCAGCGACUAUCCAGGGACGGCGUCGUAAUGAUACCCUGCGCCCAACUUGGCAUCACCUCCAAUACCAUGAUAAAAUUCGCCAUCAUUGGAACCGAGUUACACAAUGUCGUACAGGUGGCGUUAAAACGGAUGGAGACAGAAAUCAACGGCAUGAACCGCCGUGUACAGCUUCUAGAGGAAGACAUGGAGAGGAAUGAGGAGAGACUUCAGACAGCCACCGAGCGUCUCGAGGAGGCAUCAAAAGCUGCAGAUGAGAGUGAGAGAGCGCGCAAGGUACUCGAAAGCAGGAGUCUGGCUGACGAUGAAAGGAUAGAUACUCUCGAGGCACAACUUAAAGAGGCGAAAUAUAUUGCAGAGGACGCCGAGCGCAAAUAUGACGAGGCCGCCCGUAAACUAGCGAUCACAGAAGUGGACUUAGAGCGUGCUGAAGCUCGCCUGGAGGCCGCAGAAGCGAAGUACAAGCAUUAUGAAGAUGAGUGUUGUUCUCUAACCAGUAGUCUAAAGUCACUAGAAGUGAACGAAGUGAAGGCUUCUCAGAGGGAGGAUAGCUACGAAGAGACCAUCAGGGACUUGACACAAAGACUUAAAGAUGCUGAGAACCGUUCGACUGAGGCGGAAAGAACCGUAUCUAAGUUGCAAAAAGAGGUGGACAGACUGGAAGAGGAGCUGCAGGAACAAAGGGAGAGAAAUCGGUCACUACAACUCGACAUGGAGCAGACGCUGUCAGAUCUCCAGAAUCUGUGAUGAGCUUUUGGCCGAGAAGGAGAAGUACAAGGCGAUUAGUGACGAGCUUGAUCAGACCUUCGCCGAGUUGGCUGGUUAUUAACAGAAAUAGCUUUUCUACCCUACAGUCAUAUACAGCCUUUACACUUUGUAGGCUACACAAAAAAAAAAAAUUGUUAUUGGUUUUUUGGAAAAGAAUCAUGUUGUAAACUUAAUCUCGCGGUGCCUCUCUCUUCUGCCUGUUGUUUUGAGUGCGUGUACGAAGCAAAAUAAACGUUAAAACAAAUGAUAUAUAAAAAAAAAAUAUAUGAAAAAACUAUAAAAAAAAAAAAAGAAGACCAAGAUAUGAACAUGUAUAAAUAUAUUUCUUGCUUGCACCUAUCAGUUUUUGUACAAAGAUGUGGAAUUUCGGCGCAGCCAAAAGUACUGGAGGACACAAUGACUUUUCAAAAUGAACUGAAGGACGGUGUUUAAAACAAAUGGUGCAAUUUUCUUUUGUUAUUUUUGAACCAGCAGAAGGGAGGUAACUCUUCAAGUCAAAGAGUUCACCACGGACACAGGUUAUUUUGUCUUCACGUAUUUUUGGCGUGUUGUGUCAAUGCUAGGAGUAGCGGAAAUGGAUUGUAUACGCGGCAGGGCGGUCGAUCGUUGGCAUAUGGAGGUAUCCUCUUGAUCCUUCGAAAACACUCAAACCAGUGUUUGCUUCGACCUUCCAUGUGUCCCUAGCGACCGGUUGUCCCUAGUGACAAAGUGUCCCUAGAGACCAAGUUUUCUAGCAGCCAGUUGGCCUUUUGACCCAAGUGUCCACAGCGAUCAUUUGGUCCUAGCGACUAACUGUCUCUAGUGACCAGCUGUCCCUAGCGACAAGUUUUCCCUAGCGACCCAUCUCAUCACGCAAAUCAGGGAACAGUUCUCUUUGCUGUUGAAUUGUACAUUAUUAAUAAUAAAAUCCGCCAUGUCGUAAAAUAGUGUACCAGUAGCGUAGAUUUAAAACAUGCAUGCGAUCAAAGAUCACAAAAUUUGUAUAUGUAUUUAUUUCGUCCCAGAUAAUUAAUAUUGAAAAAAUUUAUACUUUUUUUCUUCUUUUUUUUCGUCGUCUUGUAAGCUCGUUUUCCAGGUGGAUAUUAGGACACGUACAUGAGCCAUUGUUGUCAGGUGCUUGCUGCAUUUUCUUGUGAUCGGAUAUCUACAAUGUGUUUUUCUCUCCUCUGUAUAGAAAGUGCAAAAUCUCAUCAUAAAUCAAAGAACUGUCUUAUCUAGCAACAGUAAUCACAGAUAUCUAGUGAUCUGAAUAUUUAAAAACUUUUUUUUAUAUUCGCUUGUAGUGUACAAUGUGAUAACAUGAUUAAUACUGUAUCUACUUUUGUAAACAAUCUUUGGCCAUGGCUUCGAUAUAGAUCCUGGGUUCUGCCACAAUGGUUUUUUAACAAUAAAAUCAUCUUAUUUCCCA